Molecule: messenger RNA, 1554 nt
Organism: Spodoptera littoralis (African cotton leafworm)
Lineage: Eukaryota; Metazoa; Arthropoda; Insecta; Lepidoptera; Noctuidae
Source: the annotation of a GenBank genome assembly
AUGACGAAAUCACUAAAGAUGGGAUACAUUACCAAGGGAAGUUCAGAACAGAAUAAGAAUAUAAAACUUCAGCUGUUUGUGUACUUGGUACUAGGUGUGACCUGCCUCUCUGUGGCACUCUGCACGGUACUAGUGGAUCCUAUACGUAUCAUUUCUGUCUAUUACGCCCGCGUGGGCCCUGGCACCCUCCUAGACGUGGCGCUGAAGAAGGAAACCGACAGCAUCCACCUUUCUGCCUACCUCUUCAACAUCACCAACGCUGACCGGUUCGCCAGUGGAGAGGAUGACAAGCUCAAGAUGGAAGAAGUUGGUCCUUUUACUUAUCAAGAGAACCGCACGAAUGAUGACAUGGAGAUAGACUUAGACGCUGGAGUGGUGCGGUACACCCCUCGACACAGGGUUACCUUCCUGCCUGAGGAGUCAGUCGGAAGACCAGAGGAUAUGGUGCUGACCAUGCCAAAUAUUGCUAUGCUGAGCAUGGCAUCAGGAGUAUCCACUUACGGGUAUUUCGCGAAAAUGGCGUUCAACAUGCUAGCAGGUCGGCUGGGAAGUGAACCCACUGUCAAUAUAACAGCCCACGACUACCUGUGGGGUUAUAACGAGCCGCUCAUCAGUCUGGGGAACAGCAUCCUGCCUGGAUGGAUCAAUUUUGAUACUUUAGGCGUUUUGGAUAGACUGUACGAUGAGAAGGCGCCUCUCAGGGUGGAAGUGAGCGCUCAUAACGACGACAAGUUCAUGAUCAAAUCAGUUAAUGGCGUCAGUGGGCUGCCAAACUGGGGGUAUCCGGAUACCAGGUCAUCAUGCAACAGUUUCAACAACAGCUACGAAGGCAUCAUCUAUCCACCAGACAUAUCUGCCGAAAGACCUCUGAAGAUCUAUCGCAACGUCCUCUGUCGGUUUAUGGAGCUGGAGUACGUGGAGGACAAGAUCACGGACUAUGGAGCCACCGGCAUGUGCUUCCAGAUCACCAACAACAGCUACAGCAAGAUCCCUGAGAAUGAGUGCCUCUGUGCCAAGGGGAUCUGUCACGAUGGGAUCUCUGAUCUGUCCCCUUGUUUUUAUGGUCUGCCAGUCGUUCUAUCCAACGCUCAUUUUUUGGAUUCAAACCCGCUAUUGUACGACCGCAUCGAGGGUAUGAAACCUGACAGAGAGCAACAUGGGAGCGAAUUUAUGAUAGAUCCUAUCAUCGGUCUGGUGAUGGCGACGAAGUUCUCGGUGCAGGUGAACGUGCUGCUGCGUGACGUCAGCUUCAAUUCCAAGCUCAGCAAGUACUCCGACAUGUUCCUGCCCAUCGUCAACAUCAAAAUUGUCCAACCAAAACUAGCAGACGAUCAAAUCGCUACUCUUCGAUUGAUGCACGUCUACGCACCAUACAUACUGCUGGGAGUCCAGCUAACCUUGGUACUAUCUGGACUCCUCCUUCUAGCACAUUCUGCGAGAAUUCUCUACUGGAACUGGAUAUCCUCUAGAAGAAAAGGCUUGGGAUUCACUUGUGAAAGAAUAAACGUGAAGGAAACUUUAAGCACUGAACCACUUAUGAAGAUAAUAAGAUAA